Messenger RNA from Emericellopsis atlantica, 1571 nucleotides. RefSeq lists its product as uncharacterized. NCBI's taxonomy places the organism in Eukaryota, Fungi, Ascomycota, Sordariomycetes, Hypocreales, Bionectriaceae. The record is from RefSeq and is a predicted model, not a curated record. Bases 185 to 1432 code for a protein of 415 amino acids. Gene Ontology annotation, biological process: positive regulation of mitochondrial translation. The transcript has a single exon.
UGAUAGGCCCCACCGGAUGAUGCAGAUGCUCCUAUCGCGUUUCUUAUCGAUAUCGAUAAGACUCCAGUCAAUCGUCUGGCUCCAGCUAAAAUAAUUAAGUUGCUAUCACCGUUCCAUUGUGUCAAGCCACACGGAUCAAUACGCCUUUGCGCACCUGAACAGGUACACCACAAAACAUGCAAUUAUGAGACCAUCCCCUUCGCGGAUCGCCCUUCAUGCCGUUCGACAACUACCCACGUCGGUGAGCGGGCCGCGCCCGCUGCGCUCUUUUCACAUCACGGCACCCUGCCAACCGCGAAAACGCAGCUUCUUCACAUCGAACCCGUACCUAGCGCUGAACGGCACCGACGAUUUCAAGUCCGCGAGGGAAAAUGAUAAAAUGCAAGCGUCCGUUGCCCAGCAUCCCACGAAGCGAAAGGCUACCAGGGCCACUACGGCCAAGAACUCGUUACGCAGAGUCGCCCUGAUAGCGCAGUCACCAAAACGAGGCACCGAGGGGCCAGUUGCUGGAGACAUCGAAGCCGACACAACGAACCUUGUGAGCGCGACAUGUGUGGCCGAAUCUUUCAAGAUGCCCAUGGUUCUGGACAUCUUGUCGUCCCAUGGCUUCGCCAUCAACCCCGACGGCACUGACUUUGACGCCAACGAGGUCGUCCAUGCGCGAGGCGUCAAUGGCGGCGACAUCUUCGUGUUUCCCUCCGGCACAAUCGUGACAUGGUCCUUACCCCCGGACGUGGUGACCCGACAGCUCAUGCGCGCCGCAGAGGAGCCGCACCAGGCAGUCAUGCGCGAGCUCGAGGAUCUCGAGUUUACGACGGACGUGAACCGCGAAACCAGCACCAUGAAGGGGGACAUUGUAGUCCUAGGCACGCGCAAGGAGAACAAGGAGGGCGACACACUGGAUACGACAUUGGCAAAGGUGGCCUUCUCCUCGGGGCUGGCGCGAAGCACCAAGCUUGCGGUCCUGGAAAGCGCACUGACGUCGUACUUUGAGUCUACCCGCAAGAUUCCACACAUCCUGUCUCGCGGUGCGGGCUUCCCCUUUGGACGCAAGUUCAUCCUGCAAAAGACAGGCGAGCUACUGGGCUUGCGUGCCCGGCUGAACCACUACUCCGAGCUCACGGACUCGCUCCCCGACAUCCUGUGGGACAGCCGUUCCGAGCUUGGCUUGGAGGGCUACUACGAGCAGGUUGGUCGGGCGUUGGACGUCAAUGUCCGCAUACGUACUCUGAACCAGAAGAUGGAUUACGCGCAAGAGAUCGCGAGCGUGCUGCGCGAAAUGUCUAGCGAGCAGCAUGGAACACGCCUAGAGAUCAUCAUCAUUCUGCUCAUCGCGGUCGAAGUGAUAUUCGAGCUCAGGCGGAUCUUCUUGGAAUGGGCACAAGAGAGGGAAGCUGCCAAAGAGGCGGCGCUGGCAUUGCAAGGCAACUGAAUAUUUGAAUCAUUUUUGUAUAACACGUUGUGAUACCCACCCCCAACUCAAUAGUAGUUGCAGCUCUGUGCACAACAACAGACUUUUUACAGGUCAAAUCCUUGCUUCGUCUAUUAAUUCGCACGUACAACAUUUUCUU